AUGGCAAAUGCAGAAAGAUCAUCUCUUAUUGAUCCAAGAAGUGGUUUCUGCAAAUCAAACUCAACAUUCUACACUAAACGCAACCCAAUUAGCCUCCCCUCGAGUCCAUCACUCGACAGUGUCUCCACCGUGAAGUCGGAUUACGUAAAGGCCACGUCAUCCUCAUUCUACAUCCCCAUCGUCUGCCUCGCCGUCAUGUCUCUCGGCGCCGUCGUCACCACCGCCAACACUCUCUACACCGCCGGUGAGAUAUCAAAGCAAAUCGCCGACAGCAAACCAAAACUCGUUUUCACGACAGUUCACCUCGCACACAAACUCCCGGACGGCAUCUUCAUCGUCCUCACCGAGGAGAACGAGGAGGAGACGACACGUGGAGUCAUCGGUGUUGUGUCUGAGAUGAUGAAGAAGGAACCGAGUGGGGAGCGAGUCAGAGACAGAGUCAACCAGGAGGAUACUGCUGUGAUGCUUUACUCCUCAGGGACAACAGGAGCAAGCAAAGGAGUGAUCUCCUCUCACAAAAACUUGACGACACACGUGGCGAGAAUGCUCGCUGAAAGCUCCUUGCAAGAACAGGUUUUCAUCUGCACGGUUCCAAUGUUCCACACGUUCGGGUUGUUAACGUUCGCUAUGGCCACCGUGGCUCUUGGCUCCACGGUGGUGAUCCUCGGGAGGUUCGAGCUCAACGAAAUGUUGGCCGCGGUGGAGAAGUACAGAGCCACGACUCUGAUUCUUGCGCCGCCCGUUUUGGUUGUUAUGACAAACGAAGCGGAUGUGAUCAAGGCGAAGUAUGAUCUGAGGUCUCUUGAUAAAGUGACGUGUGGUGGAGCGCCGUUGAGCAAGGAGGUGACGGAAGGGUUUUUGAAGAAGUAUCCGACGGUUCGUGUGCUUCAGGCUUAUGCGUUGACGGAAUCUAACGGUGGAGGGGCUUUUAUGGAUGUGGUGGAUAGUGGGAGGUAUGGUACGGCGGGGAAGUUGACGUGUGAUGUGGAGGCGAGGAUCGUGGAUCCGGAUACGGGUCGGUUUUUGGGAACUAAUCAAACGGGCGAACUGUGGCUCAAGGGGCCGUCUAUUUCAAAAGGCUAUUUCAAAAACCAAGAAGCUACAAGUGAAACUUUCAAUCGAGAAGGAUGGCUAAAAACUGGAGAUCUUUGCUAUAUCGAUGACGAUGGGUUUCUUUAUAUCGUGGAUCGACUGAAAGAACUAAUCAAAUACAAAGGCUAUCAGGUGGCUCCGGCUGAACUAGAAGCUCUCCUGAUCACUCAUCCAGACAUUCUUGAUGCCGCAGUUAUUCCGACAAUACCAAUGGCGUACGUGACACGAAAGCCUGAGAGCAAUCUCUCUGAGAAACAAGUUAUUGACUUCAUCUCUAAACAGGUGGCACCUUAUAAGAAGAUAAGAAAGGUCGCAUUCAUAAACUCCAUACCAAAGACUCCAUCCGGCAAAAUACUUCGCAAAGAUCUAAUCAAGCUAUCUAUUUCUAAGCUUUGA
Molecule: messenger RNA, 1488 nt
Organism: Eruca vesicaria subsp. sativa (arugula)
Lineage: Eukaryota; Viridiplantae; Streptophyta; Magnoliopsida; Brassicales; Brassicaceae
Source: the annotation of a GenBank genome assembly